Messenger RNA from Neurospora tetraspora, 1443 nucleotides. RefSeq lists its product as uncharacterized. The transcript has 2 exons. Lineage: Eukaryota; Fungi; Ascomycota; Sordariomycetes; Sordariales; Sordariaceae. The record is from RefSeq and is a predicted model, not a curated record. Bases 1 to 1443 code for a protein of 480 amino acids.
AUGGAAUACAUCACCGCGACAGAGCCAACCCUGGUCUGGGACUACGAGACCCUUCGUAAGUUCCGCCAGGUGUUGGGACGGGAGGACCCAGUCAUCCUUUCCGUCGACUUCGAGAAUGUCGACCACCUUGUCGGAGCCGGCAUCACACACUAUGAGAAGAUGUCAGAGCUGGGAGUCGCCAUAUACGACACGAAAAAGCGACCAUCGUCCAACGAUCGCCCCAAGGCCGGCGACAACAGCAAUCGCCGCCUCGAAAGCCUUGCUAAAUUCAUCAUAUCCGAGCACAUCAUCACCGAAGAAUUCCGGAAUAAGACGGAGGAGACAUGUGAUGCGCCCUAUCACCGCCGCGCCGACAAGAACCCCGGUCUUGCUCACCAUGCGAGGCCCUACCACUGUCGAUUUGUUGAGUCCACCUUCCUCAGCAAAGAAGACACCAUCCAACGUCUCCGAACCCUCAUCCAGGACGUUUCCACACAAAACCUCACUGAUGACGAGAAAGCCGCUGGCGCGACCCGAGCCAUCAAGAUCAUCACUUGGGCUUCGCACUGCGAGGAGUCCACAUUCUACCACGGCGGACUAAACCCUGCUUCUUUGGGCUUGAACAUCGAGCUCUGGGAUUACCAGUUAUGGUAUCCCUUCCGUGCUCGGUUUCACGAGAAUCCAAACUCUCGCAAUGCUAAGACCAAGGGCGAAAAGGCCUUUAGUUCCUUGGGCGCUUUAGGAGAGGGGCUGCCAUUGCACAACGGGUGCAAUGAUACAGUCGCCCAGCUGAUUGCCUUUCUACGCUUCAUGGUAAUGACCGAGGGUGAAUGGACGGCUUGGUUCGAUCAGAAGGUCGACCUGGCCCCAAUUUCUUUCGACUGGGUCAGCCCUAACAUCUACCGGUCCAACCUCGCAAAGGCGCCGAUUCCCGAACCCAAGGUCAAGGGCAAAGGAAAGUGGAAAGGAAACCAGAAAGGUGGAAACAACCGGAACUACCAAGGAUACAGACAACCCAAACAGACCACAUCCUGGAAGCCGACCCAGGCCGAAACCGCUCCUUCGUCCAACUCCACGCCCAAAGUUCUUGCCGACAAGAUGGCGAACUUAAACUUAGAACAGUCGUCAUUAAGCAAGUCCACUCCAAGCGACAGCUCCAGCACUGGUUGGCCGGAGGGUAUGGACGGGUUCAGUGAUUGGAGCCAGAGUUCCAAAAACAGCUCUGGUGACAACACGAGCAGUGGUUGGCCAGAUGACAUGGAUUACCCAGCUCAGAACAAUGGCUUUGAGGAUAGUGGAAACAAUGCUCAGCAUGACAAUGCAAGAAGAGGUUGGCCGAAUAGCGCAGACAACGGCGAAGAGCACUCCGAUCUCACCAUCAAGGCCCUCAACCACGAUGACUCUUUCAAGAAGGCGCCGAAAAAGGAACAAACGAGGACGCAAGAAAAACAUCUGGCAGAUUGA